AUGGAAGAAUCCCUAGAACAGUUCUUCGUUCUUGUAGGGCUGCUGGUGUGCCUGGCCUGCCUGGCAAAGUGCGUGAGAUUCUGCAAAUGUGUUUUACUGAGCUUCUGGAAGGUUCUGCCGAGGUCUUUCUUGCAGUCGAUGGGACAGUGGGCAGUGGUCACCGGAGCAGGAGACGGGAUCGGGAAAGCAUAUUCACUGGAGUUAGCCAAACACGGACUCAACGUUGUGCUGAUCAGCCGGACGCUGGAGAAGCUGCAUGUGCUUGCCCGGGAGAUCGAGCAAACCACCGGGAACCGUGUGAAGGUGAUACAAGCCGAUUUCACCAGAGAUGACAUCUAUGAGUCCAUUAGAGAAGAGCUUCAGGGCUUAGAAAUUGGAAUUCUAGUCAACAACGUUGGGAUGCUCCCGAACCUUCUCCCGAGCCGUUUCCUCAGUGUGCCGGGCGAGAUCCAGAGCCUCGUCCACUGCAACGUCACCUCUGUGGUCAAGAUGACACAGCUCGUUCUGAAACCCAUGGAAUCAAGGCGGAGAGGCCUCAUCUUGAACAUUUCUUCUGGGGUAGCCCUCUGUCCUUGGCCUCUGUACGCUCUGUACUCAGCUUCCAAGGCUUUUGUGCGCACAUUUUCCAAGGCACUGCAAGCGGAAUAUAGAGCGAAAGGAAUCAUUAUCCAGGUGCUGACCCCAUAUGCGAUCUCCACUCCAAUGACAAAGUAUCUGAAUACCAACAUGGUAACCAAGCGGGCCGACGAGUUUGUUAGAGAAUCACUGAAUUAUGUCAUGAUUGGAGAUGACACCUGCGGCUGCCUGGCCCAUGAACUCUUGGCCGGCUUCCUCAGCCUGAUCCCGGCCUGGGCCUUCUACAGCCGCCCCUUCCAAAGGUUCCUGCUGACGCGCUACACGGAUUACCUGAGGCAGAACGCGGGUGUCAAGUAGUCCAAGGCCUGCGUUGCUCCCUCCUCGCCCAGCUCUUGGCUGGCGGCAGGGACCAGAGGAGCUGGAGGCGGCCGGACUCAGAAGACCCCUCAAGCCCGGAGACCUCUGGGAGGCGGUGGCAUAAAACCACAGGUCGCACGAGGGAUCUGGAAGGUUUUAUGCCUGAGGGGGAGGUUCUGUGGGUGUCUUGGCAGAAGGUCCAGGGUGGGCUUUUUAAAUAAACACAGU
Sciurus carolinensis (gray squirrel) is the source of this 1161-nucleotide messenger RNA. RefSeq names its product hydroxysteroid 17-beta dehydrogenase 3 (gene Hsd17b3). Gene Ontology annotation, cellular component: endoplasmic reticulum. NCBI's taxonomy places the organism in Eukaryota, Metazoa, Chordata, Mammalia, Rodentia, Sciuridae. Gene Ontology annotation, molecular function: oxidoreductase activity. The record is from RefSeq and is a predicted model, not a curated record. Bases 1 to 933 code for a protein of 310 amino acids. The transcript is spliced from 11 exons.